Messenger RNA from Clarias gariepinus (North African catfish), 5851 nucleotides. It is a transcript of the gene cep152, whose product is annotated as centrosomal protein 152. Gene Ontology annotation, biological process: centriole replication. The record is from RefSeq and is a predicted model, not a curated record. Lineage: Eukaryota; Metazoa; Chordata; Actinopteri; Siluriformes; Clariidae. Bases 530 to 5566 code for a protein of 1678 amino acids. Gene Ontology annotation, cellular component: centrosome. The transcript is spliced from 28 exons.
CAGUGUGUUUAGCGUACACAUACACAGAGGCUAGUGCUAACCAGCUAUUUGCUGUUUGUUACCGAUUCCAGGGACGUCGACAUUAUAUGAAGUUGAGCCGUCGAAGGAAAUGUGUCGGGGUUUCUUUCGCUAAUUCGGCUCUAAGACCUUAAACCUUCGGCUGUUUGUCGUUGGCUGCGUUGGUUGUGACGCUAACAGCUAGUUACCGUUAAACGGCAACCGAAAGAGCGAUGAAAGAACUGAAUAUUUAAGUCUGGAUAUAUUUUACACGUGUAUUAGAGGUAGGCGAUAUCUUUAUCUGCUAUGUAACAGCUUGUAAAGCUCACUGGACAGUGUGGAGGAAGUGUUAUGAUUGUUAUUAUAACCGGCGGAAGACUGAGACUCCAGGCGCUCGGAUGGAUAACUGUAGAGUUCUGAUCUGGUUAUAGGAGCACGAGCCAGUGUGCGGUAACUAGAGCUAAUAACUCCCUUCUGGAUUGUUCUUCAGACUGCUAGAGGACACUUGUCUUCUUUUAGACGCCAGGCUGUGAUGUCCAUCGAUUUUGAUAGCGCUGCCUUACAAACGCAGCAUGAAGAGGAAGAGGAGUAUGAUCAAGAGGACUACGCCAGGGAGCAGGAGCUGCAUAAGCUCCUCACUGACCUCCCGGAUGAUAUGCUUGAGGAUAGUCACGACUCCUCGCCAGAGCUGGACUACUCAACCUGCAGUCCUCAAAGAGACAAUGACCGACCACAGCACGUUUGGAAUGGACAGUCUGACCAACUACAGCCUCCUCGUUCUGAAACAAAUCCUGAGGAUGCCUAUGAUCAGUCUAAUCAUCAGGGUUAUAUGUAUGGCCGUGGUCACGUUCAUCACCUUCAUGGUAGGGCAGAACAUUUAACCCAUGGCUGGGAAACGCACGAGGACCAGAACUGUCAGUAUGAGUCUGGAGGCUCCGUCUACUCCUCUACUGGAACAGCAGAACCGAACGGCACCAACAACUUUUCUGUUGGGGACUAUGAACAGGAAGCUUACCCAAGCCCAGGUCAUCACUCUGGAGCAGAUGGCCAAGACUUUGGAGAACACGGCAAUGUCCGAAACCAUUUUCAGAAAUUUGAUAAUAGAAUAACUGAUGGCCAAGACACCGACUGUUACAAAGCCACCUACCAGCCACACAACCCAUCAAGACAACCAAAUAUGUUCAACAUCCAUUCAUCUCAGCCAAAUGGCCACUUUGACCAGCUGCAAAGAGACUUUCUUGAAUCAUCACCAACUACUGUUGAUGCCCAGGAAUAUGCUCAGUUGAAGAUUCUAAACAAGGCUCAGCUGAGGCAGAUUGAGGAUCUGGAGCAGAAACUGGAAGAUAGCAGGCGUAAAAUGAGAUACCUUGAGCAUCAGUUUGCCAUUGUAAAAGAUGAAAAGGAUGGGCUGACAUUAUCACUGAAGGAGUCCAGUCAUCUCAUAGAGGAGGCAAAAGAGCGUGAGUCUCGACUACAAGCGAAAGUCAUGUCUUUGGAGCGACACGUUCUGACCCUUACAGAGAGGGAACAGGAGAACAUGAAGAAGCAAUGUGCUGCAGAGGCCACAGUAGACAGUCUGCAGCAGCAGAUGAUGGAGCUGUGUCGCUCUGACACGCUGACACGAGCGCGGGAGCAGCAUGACCGAGACAUGGCUGCCAUGAAGGAACAGCACGAAGCUAGAGUGCUUACCCUACAGCAAAAAUUAGACAACCACGGUCAAAAUCUGGAGGAGCAGGUGCAGGUGGCCCAGAGGCUUCGGGAGCAGGUGAGGCAGCUGGAGAAGCAGAGAGAGGAAGAGCAGGUGGACAGAGCUGCACUCAUCAAUGCCCUCACACAGCGUUUGGAGGAGAGCCAGCAGCAGUGUGCCAAGCUGCUUCAAACUGGUUGUGUACAGGAGAUGAACCAGAUGCAGCUUAAACUACAGCAGAUCCAGUCUGGUCGUAACAUAAGUGAUAACAUGAACAAAGCGCUGCAAGAAGAGUUAAAUGAGUUAAAAGAGCAGAUUGUCCUGUAUGAGUCUGCUGUGAAGCUGGGAGCUGUUUCAUUUGACUCAAAACCAAACUGGGAAAACCAGCUCUCUGAGUCCUACAUAGAUCUUGGCAUUAAGAAAGUUAACUUGAGGGAUGGCAGAAAUCACAGCACUCCCGUCGUGUCAGACUCUAGCAUGCCUCAGGAGGACUUGUUGAAAGAGCUGAAGACUGAGCUGCAGCGAUGUCUAGCACAGUUGAAAACUAAAAGAGAGAAGAUCACCCGCUUACAGAGGGAGCUCCAGACCUCGCAGACUCAUGUGGAACAGCUACAGACUCAGCUACAAGGAGCUGAGAAGAAUGCUAAAGACUCUGUGGUGCGCGAAAACAGCCUAGAAAAGCUUUUGGAGAAAUCAAACAUCACCCCUCACAAAGAGGUUGCAAGACUGGAAGAAGAACGACAGCAGCUCCAGAAGCGAGUAGAGGCACUCGAGUUGAGAAAUAAGGAGCUGAAGCAGAGCGAGGAAAAGGUGAAGGCUGCUAAUUCUGAGCUCUGCACCAAGAUGAGGGAGAUGAUUCAGGAGCUAGACCAGGAAAAACAAGAGGCUGCAGAGAGGUAUGAGAGAACCCAGCAGCAGUACAGAGAUGAUGUGGUUCAGCGUGUUCGCGCAGAACUCACUCAGGAACAUGUGUCUCAAGUUGAGCAGCUUACUGCCCAGCAUCAACAACACAUCCAGCAGCUGGAGUCUAAAUUAACUGACCUAAGUCAAGAAGUACUAGCUGUGCAGGAAUGCUACAUCUCAGUUUGCAAGGAGAAGGAUAAACUUGAAGAAACCCUUCAGAACAGAAUAGAUGAGGAGAGAAAGUUGAAAGACCUUGAGAUAAAGAGACGGCAGGCGCUGGAGGAGGCACAGGAGAAACAGAAAGCAGAUUCUGCCUCCCAACACCAGGAGGCUGUUGCUCAGCUUAAGGCUCAGUGGACCAAAGACAAAGAGAUGGAGAUACAGUUGCAGGUCACUAAGCAGCUAGCCUUUGCCAAAAAGAGCUGGCAGGAAGGACAAAAAGAACUGGAAAAGAAGUGGGAGCGCAAACUGGAAGACGCCAUUAAGGAGAAACAAAAAGCCAAAUCUACAGAAACGCAGGACGGCUCCUCUCAGACGGACACUGUCGAUUCUGUGACCCAGGCUUUCUCUUUGGAGGACCUAGAGGACCGACUCGAGGCCCAGAGGAUGGCACUGCAGCGAGAGUCUGACAGCAAGCUGAGCAAAGCGGUGGAGGAGGCUGUGAGAGACAAAGAGAGAGAGAUGCAUCAGAAGCAUGUACAGGAUAUGACAUUGCAGGUGGAAAGGGCUGUCUCUAGGGCUCGUAAUCGCUGGCUCCAAGAGAUGUCCUCCCUCCCAGAGUACAAAGACAGUUUGCAGAUAGAGAGAGAACAGUGGGUAACUAAACAGCAGCAGCUCGUUCAAGAUCAGGUGUCCUCAGCAAUAAAAGCAGCUGAAGAAAAAUGGCAGGAGACAAUGAGCAGAAAAUGCGAGGAGUUGGAGGACUUUGUGCACAGAAACCAGGAGCUGCAGGAGAAGUUGAACUGCCUGAAGACGCAGCUAGAAAGUUCGGGUGAGGAGAAGAAGGCGCUCCUCCAGGCUGAGCUCUCUGCAGCUAGAGCUUUGUGGAACACUGAAAAGCAGGAAGAGAUUUCAUGUCUUAAGAUGCAACUCCAACGGGACCAAGAGAGCCUAAAGGAAAAGUAUAAGGCCCAGCUGGAGAGGAGGAUAGAAGUGAUUCAGGAGGAGGCUCUCAGGCAGGGGCAAGCACAUCUACAGGAAGCCUUGCUGAGCAAGGAGCAGGAGUGGAGAAGUCAGCAACAGCUCAAGUUGAGGGAGGAACGGCAGCAAUCUAUGGAGGAGAUGCUGGCUGAGUUGAAGGAGGUGCUAAAGGAAGUCGAGGAGCAGAGAGAAGUUGCUGAGGAGCGAGAUAGCAGGGAAGGAGGUCUAAGGGCCACACUGAGGAACUUGUGCAGAGACGCACUGGCCAAAGCUGUAGCCAGCACCAAGCAGGAUUUGGUGAAGAGCAGUGAGGAGAAGUUAAGACGUGUGCUGAAGGAAACCCAAGAACAACAUGAAAAGGAGCUCAGUCAGAGUUGCUCAUUGGACCAGGGGAAUGAAAAGGUCUGUAACAGCAAAAGUUGUAAUGACACCAAGGGCAAGCUUCAGAAGAAAAGUCAGGAGCUUCAGAGGCAUCUGGAGAAAGCGUGUCGUCAGCUGCAGCACACAGUUCGAGAGCACAAGAGCACCCUGCAUAAACUGAAAGAAGAGCAUGAAGAACUUCUGCAAAAAGAGAGGGAAACCAAUGCAAAAGCUAUUGAGCAGGCCAAAGUGUCUGCAUGCAAAGAGAUAGGUGGUGCAGUCAGUCAACAAAAUCUUCAAGCUGGCCUUGAAGAAAUGAAUGAACAAUAUAUGAAAGCUGUGCAAAAAAUUAGAGGUGACAUGCUGCGCUACCUGCAGGAGAGCAAAGAGCGAGCAGCUGAGCUGAUUAGAGCCGAGGUCCUGCGAGAGAGGCAGGACACGGCCCGCAGGAUGCGCAGAUACUACCUCACCUGCCUGCAGGAGCUCCUGGAAGAGGGGGGCCAAACUACUGGUGCUGAGAAGAAAAUCAUCAAUGCUGCCAGUAAACUGGCUGCCAUGGCCAAAGUGCUGGAGACACCUGUAGCUAAAAAGAAACUUCAAAGGACUCAGGAUGUACAAGAUCCAUCAUCAAAUUUGAAAGAAAACUCUAAAGUUGACCAUCCUGCCAAAGUGUCAUGUUCUGCAUCAAGCCAAAGCCGUUCUGACAUAACUGAGUCUGAUCAAGUUUGCAGGAAUGAGCAGAGGCAGCAGAUGAAGGUCCUCACUGAGCCCAGCUUUGCAGCCCAAACACCCAGAAUCAAAACUACAGGCAAGACGUCUCAGCCUGACUUCAAAUCUGUGAAGAUGACUGUUAAAAGUCCUAAGGAAACUGAACCUGCCACCCCACGGGUACUUCACUCUCAUCAUCCCAAAUCUUUCUCUGCAUUCGCUUCGCCCAGUGCACAUUUUAACACUGCUGGCUCUUUGAAUGUGACAUCGAGGAAGCAUAGCAGGGAGGAGUACCUGAUGAGGACAGAAGCAGGAAAAGCCAGCGACUGUUUUACUCCUCAGUUGACUGUUGAGACUUUCCUAAUUGAAGAGGCGCCUGUGAGAGAUGAUAGCCAGAGUGACUGGAGUUUAUCCAGUAAUGGGUCUACUUUUACCAACAAUGUUCAUCUGAUCUCCUCCUCCUACUCUAGCAAACGUCCAGGGCCAGUUAACUCAUUUCCAUUGACUGGUCCUGCUGUAGAUGGUCUGGACUUUGGAAGCACCGUAGGUGAUAACUCUGAUGUAACUGUUUACAAAGAGAUUGCCAAAAGGCCUUCUGGGGUCAAACCCAAGAAGAAUGCAAGCAUUAAAAUGACAAAGAGCAGGGAGCCAAUCCCAGGCUCUGAGGAUGAGGAGAUCCAUAAAGCAUGUCCUAAGAGUUUACUUUCUCAAUUUAAAACCUGUCAGCAGGACAGUGGCUUUGACAGCCCAAUGUCGCAGAUUCUAAAAUAAAAUGGUGUGUGUGUGUGUGUGUGUGUGUGUGUGUGUAUGUAUACACAUUUACUUUAGUCCGUGUGUGAGAGAGAGCCAAUUGCACUGAUUUGACUGAAUAUAUUGAUGUUUGUCAGGAUUUCUUAUUUAAACUGUUUUUGUACUGUCUUUUGUGCAUUUAAGUUUUAAAAGUCUUACUAAAAUGUCUGAUGCUGGUGGUAUUGCAGUACUUUUAAGGCAUUUGCGUUUAAUUCAAAAUGCAGUUUUAUAUUUUUAUAUGUAUUAAAUGUGAUAUACUUUCAGACA